Adineta steineri is the source of this 235-nucleotide messenger RNA. The record is from the annotation of a GenBank genome assembly. Lineage: Eukaryota; Metazoa; Rotifera; Eurotatoria; Adinetida; Adinetidae.
UACAACUGAAAUUACACUUGGUGCACCAGUUAGUUCAGCAAGUACAAUUGUGACGCUUCUUGGCUCAAAUAUUGGUCCAUUAAAAUGGCGUGCAGCUAGUGGCAGUGGCGGAAUAAUUAUCGAUAUAUCAAAUAUAAAAAUGUAUUCACUUGCAAGUGACUGGGCUUGGGUUUUCAAAUUACAAAACAUUACUCCAAAGCAAAUCAAUAAGAAACUACGAAAAUAUCGACAAUGA